UCAGGGCUGAACACCGUUAUCUCGCCUCUCUUUAUGGGCUGUAACUUCACCGGCAAGAGGCUGCAGUUGCAAUUAAGAAACCACGCCUGUUGGUCUCCAAUUCCCCUGAUUCGCAGUACUUAUAUGACUCUUCCUUUGGAGCACGAGCUUUCUCCAGAGCUGCCGCGGUCCAGAAAACUUCAUUUUCCACUGAAGGAUUAAAAAAAAGAAAAAAAGAAAUCUUAUUAUUAUCGCGAGAGCCUCGGCUACAUUACGACCAGCGGUGGGAGAAGGGCUAAUUGUCCGACUGCCACCCUCACAAUAACAGCAAUGGAGUACCUCAUGUUUUGUUUUGUGUUUUCAUGCUGGGUGAAGUUUGCAAACUGCGUUUAUUCUACUGAUGCGCCUCAAGCUCCUGCGCCCAUUCCCAAAGAUAAAUUGCUCGUCCUAACGGUUGCAACAGAGGAAACGGAUGGCUUCCUGCGCUUUAUGCAGUCUGCAAACUAUUUCAACUACACUGUGAAGGUGUUGGGGAUGGGAGAAACAUGGAAAGGUGGUGAUGUGGGUCGCUCUAUCGGUGGAGGUCAAAAGGUUCGGCUCUUGAAGGAGGCCAUGGAGGCUCUGGCUGACCAGGAGGAUCUUGUUGUCCUUUCCGUGGAUAGCUAUGAUCUUGUCUUUUCUGGAGGACCAGAAGAAAUUCUCAGGAAGUUCCAGCAAGCCAAUCACAAAGUGCUUUUUGCUGCAGAGGGACUGAUAUGGCCGGAUAAGAAACUAGCUGAGAAGUACCCCGCAAUCCGCAGUGGAAAGCGCUACCUCAACUCUGGAGGUAUUAUCGGCUUCGCCCCAUACAUAAACAGAGUGGUUUCACAGUGGAACCUCCAUGACAAUGAUGAUGACCAGCUCUUCUAUACCAAAAUGUACUUGGAUCCUUUACAGCGACAAACUCUCAAUAUGACUCUGGACCACAAGUGCCAGAUCUUCCAGAACCUGAAUGGGGCCGUUGAUGAAGUGCUGCUCAAGUUUGGAACUGACCGCGUAAGAGUUAGAAACACAGUGUACGACUCUCUGCCAGUGGUUGUCCAUGGCAACGGAAACACCAAAAUAUACUUGAACUCUUUGGCAAACUAUGUCCCCAACACAUGGAACUAUGAGCUUGGCUGUAGCCACUGUGAUGACGACAUUGUGGACCUGUCUCAGUUAAAAGAGUAUCCAAAUGUGUUGGUUGGAGUAUUCAUCGAGCAGCCAACUCCAUUUCUUCCUGAAUUCUUCAAGCGGCUGCUGACCCUGGAUUAUCCCAAAGAUAAACUCAACAUUUUUGUCCACAACAAUGAGGUUUACCACGAGAAGCACAUCCAGAAGUUCUGGCAAGAGAACAGAAAUGUGUUCAACACUUUCAAGGUUGUGGGACCAGAAGAAAAUCUGAGCCAAGGAGAGGCCAGGAACAUGGGCAUGGAUAUUUGCCGUAAGGAUGCCACGUGCGACUACUACUUCAGCCUGGAUACAGAUGUGAUGCUCACCAACAGACAGACACUGAAGCUCCUUAUUGAGCAGAACAGAAAAAUAAUUGGUCCCCUUGUCACUCGCCACGGCAAGCUGUGGUCCAACUUCUGGGGAGCCUUGAGUCUGGAUGGUUAUUACGCUCGCUCUGAAGAUUAUGUCGACAUUGUGCAGAGAAAACGUGUGGGUAUGUGGAACAUUCCUUUCAUGGCACAUGUCUACCUGGUCAAGGGCAGUGCUUUGAGGAAUGAACUGAAAGAGAGGAACGUCUUUGUGCUGGAGAAACUAGACCCAGAUAUGGCUUUGUGUAGAAAUGUCAGAGAAAUGACCAGUCACAGAGAAAAAGACUCCCCUUCUCCGGAAUCAUUCCAUAUGCUCAGGCCCCCAAAGGGAGUCUUCAUGUACAUUACAAACCGCCACGACUUCGGGAGGCUCAUUUCCACAGCCAAUUAUAACAUUUCUCAUUAUAACAACGACUUGUGGCAGAUAUUUCAAAACCCUGUGGACUGGAAGGAGAAAUACAUUCACCAAAACUACACUCAAAUCUUCACUGAGAACUACAUGGAGGAGCCUUGUCCAGAUGUGUUCUGGUUCCCAGUCUUCUCAGAGAAGGCCUGUGAUGAAAUCGUCGAGGAGAUGGAGCACUACGGUUCAUGGUCUGGAGGCAAACAUGAGGACAAGCGGAUCUCCGGCGGCUAUGAGACCGUGCCCACGGACGACAUUCAUAUGAGGCAAAUCGGCUACGACAAAGAGUGGCUACACUUCAUCCGGGAGUUCAUAUCGCCCAUCACGUUAAAGGUUUUCUCCGGCUACUUCACUAAGGGUUACUCAAUAAUGAACUUUGUGGUAAAAUACACGCCUGAGAGGCAAGCGUACCUGAGACCCCAUCAUGACUCCUCCACCUUCACCAUCAACAUCGCCCUCAAUAACAAAGACACAGACUUUCAGGGCGGGGGUUGCCGUUUCCAUCGGUACAACUGCUCCCUGAAUUCCCCGCGCAAAGGCUGGAGCUUCAUGCACCCAGGACGACUGACUCACCUCCACGAGGGCCUGCCCACCACCAACGGCACCCGCUACAUCGCAAUCUCCUUCAUCGACCCCUGAACUAUCUGAUCGUACUGUAAAUGUGUCUUUUGCCCUCGCUUUGCCUUGUUUGUUUCGUUCUGUGCCGCCACAUGUUUUGCUGAAGCAAUUUCCAAAACAAAAGCUUUGAAAGGAAUCAAUAAGUGCAUUAAAAGGAUUCUCUGUCAAACAGAGUGUAGACGGGAGAGGAAAGUAACGCAAGUAAGUCACACGUCAGAUACACAAUUGUGCCACUCCCAUUUCCAAUUAUUCCAUUUAUUCAAAACCUACAAUCUAGCUGCAAUUAUUUUUACUGUAGCUUAUCAUGAUUUUUACAUAACUGUUUUAACAUUGUCAUGAUAACUUUGCCGGCCGUUAGCUGUGCCAUGCCAGCAUGCAUGGACAUUGUGUAUAUAUUUGUGUUUCAGGUCAAAUGUCACAGAAGACAUUGAUACUAUAAAAAUAUGUCAAUGCUUCAAUGACUACUGGUGCUCAUCAACACUCCAUGUUUAUGCAUUCAAGAUUAAAGUAAAUAUUUGCUGGAUUGUACGUGUUUUUAUACCCUGAAAAUGGUUUGGAUUCCAUUUGUGAUUUUAGUGAAAUUAAAGUUUGAUAAGUCCCCUGUGAUGGAAAAAAAUUGAAUUUUGGAAUU
This is a messenger RNA of Cyclopterus lumpus (lumpfish), 3190 nucleotides long. It is a transcript of the gene plod2, whose product is annotated as procollagen-lysine, 2-oxoglutarate 5-dioxygenase 2. The record is from RefSeq and is a predicted model, not a curated record. The coding region runs from base 310 to 2580 and encodes 756 amino acids. The transcript is spliced from 20 exons. Gene Ontology annotation, molecular function: iron ion binding; L-ascorbic acid binding; procollagen-lysine 5-dioxygenase activity. Lineage: Eukaryota; Metazoa; Chordata; Actinopteri; Perciformes; Cyclopteridae. Gene Ontology annotation, biological process: peptidyl-lysine hydroxylation. Gene Ontology annotation, cellular component: endoplasmic reticulum.